AGUUACAACAGUGAAGACCGACAUUUACGUCACCAGUUUUGGCCCUGUUUCAGACACAGACAUGGAGUACACCAUCGACGUCUUUUUCAGGCAGAGCUGGAAGGAUGAACGGUUGAAGUUUGAGGGACCGAUGAACAUUCUCCGUUUGAACAACCUGAUGGCCAGUAAGAUCUGGACUCCAGACACAUUCUUUCACAAUGGGAAGAAAUCUGUCGCACACAACAUGACCAUGCCCAACAAACUGCUGCGGAUUCAAGAUGACGGCACCCUGCUGUACACCAUGAGGUUGACAGUGCAUGCUGAGUGUCCGAUGCAUCUUGAAGAUUUCCCCAUGGACUUCCACUCCUGUCCUCUCAAAUUCGGCAGCUAUGCUUACACAACGACAGAAGUGACGUACACCUGGACAAAGAACGCAUCCAACUCUGUGGUGGUAGAAGAGGAGAGCUCUAGAUUAAACCAGUAUGACCUACUGGGGCAAACCGUGGGGAACGAAACCAUCAGAUCCAGCACUGGUGAGUACACUGUGAUGACGGCCCACUUCCACCUGAAGAGGAAGAUCGGUUAUUUUGUGAUUCAGACCUACCUGCCGUGCAUCAUGACCGUCAUCCUUUCCCAGGUGUCCUUCUGGCUGAACCGAGAGUCUGUUCCGGCCCGGACUGUUUUUGGUGUGACCACUGUACUGACUAUGACCACUUUGAGUAUCAGCGCCCGUAACUCCCUGCCAAAAGUCGCCUACGCCACAGCUAUGGACUGGUUCAUCGCAGUGUGUUACGCCUUUGUCUUCUCUGCCCUGAUUGAGUUCGCCACCGUCAACUACUUCACCAAGCGGGGCUGGGCUUGGGAUGGCAAGAGUGUGGUCAGUGACAAGAAGAAGGAGAAAGCUUCAGUCAUCAAGAAGAACAACGCCUAUGCCGUCGCCGUGGCGAACUAUGCCCCCAACAUCACCAAGGACACCGUCCUCCCCACCAUCGCCAAGGGAAGCGUAGCUGAACAGGGUAAGGCCAAAGCUGACGGGAAACCAGCCGUGGCGAAGAAAACCUUCAACAGUGUGAGUAAAAUCGACCGCAUAUCCCGUAUCAUGUUCCCAGUUCUCUUUGGGACAUUCAACCUGGUUUACUGGGCAACGUAUUUGAACAGAGAACCCGUGAUCAAAGACAUGGUGCCCUCUUAUUAGACGGUGUCCAGGGUUGUGAUGGGUUCCAUUAAGCAGGACUAAAGACUAGGCCAAAACCACCCAGGGACUGAAUAUAAUCACGCUCCGAUGCUCUUUCCCGUCUGCUCCACA
Molecule: messenger RNA, 1285 nt
Organism: Sinocyclocheilus anshuiensis
Lineage: Eukaryota; Metazoa; Chordata; Actinopteri; Cypriniformes; Cyprinidae
Gene: gabra2b
Product: gamma-aminobutyric acid type A receptor subunit alpha2b
Exons: 7
Coding region: 62-1174 (370 amino acids)
Biological process (GO): chloride transport; monoatomic ion transmembrane transport; gamma-aminobutyric acid signaling pathway
Cellular component (GO): membrane
Molecular function (GO): extracellular ligand-gated monoatomic ion channel activity; GABA-A receptor activity
Source: RefSeq, a predicted model, not a curated record